Leptosomus discolor (cuckoo roller) is the source of this 2167-nucleotide messenger RNA. The record is from RefSeq and is a predicted model, not a curated record. Lineage: Eukaryota; Metazoa; Chordata; Aves; Leptosomiformes; Leptosomidae.
CAAGCAGAUGCUCCUACCAAUAAAACGCUGGCUGGGCUGGUGGUGCAGCUGCUGCAAUUCCAGGAAGAUGCCUUUGGAAAACAUGUCACCAAUCCUGCCUUCACAAAGCUUCCUGCAAAGUGCUUCAUGGAUUUCAAAGCUGGAGGUACAUUAUGUCACAUUCUUGGUGCUGCUUACAAAUACAAGAACGAACAGGGCUGGCGGAGGUUUGACCUGCAGAAUCCAUCCCGCAUGGAUCGAAACGUGGAGAUGUUCAUGAACAUUGAGAAAACACUAGUGCAGAACAAUUGUCUGAGCAGACCGACCAUCUACCUCAUUCCGGAUAUAGAAUUGAAGUUGGCGAAUAAAUUGAAGGACAUUGUCAAACGUCACCAGGGAACAGUAACCGAAGAGAAAUCAAAGGCUACCCACCAUGUUUAUCCAAGUCCUACCUCAAUGGAUGAUGAUGAAUGGCUGAGACCUGUGAUGAAAAAAGACAAGCAGGUGCUGGUGCACUGGGGCUUUUUUCCAGACAGCUAUGACACUUGGGUUCAUGCCAAUGAAAUAGAUGCUGAAAUUGAAGAUCCUCCAAUUCCUGAAAAGCCAUGGAAGGUUCACGCCAAGUGGAUUUUGGACACGGAUGUAUUCAACGAAUGGAUGAAUGAAGAGGAUUAUGAGGUAGAUGAGAACAGGAAAUCAGUGAGUUUUCGGCAGAGGAUCUCCAUGAAAAAUGAAGAGCCUGUACGUAGUCCAGAGAGGAGAGACAGGAAAGCAGCAGCCAGUACAAGGAAGAGAAAGCAUUCUCCUUCUCCACCCCCUACUCCUGUGGAGUCAAGAAAAAAAACAGGAAAGAAAGGACAAGCAGCCUUAUAUGGGAAAAGGAGAGGGCAGAAAGAAGAAGAUGAGCAAGAAGAUCUUACGAAGGACAUGGAGGAUCCGACACCAGUACCUAAUAUAGAAGAAGUGGUACUUCCCAAAAAUGUGAACCCAAAGAAAGACAGUGAAAACACGCCUGUGAAAGGAGGAACGGUAGCAGACCUCGAUGAACAGGAUGAGGAGACAGUGGCAACUGGAGGAAAGGAAGAUGAAGAUCCUAACAAGGGGGAUCAAAGUCGGUCAAUUGAUCCAGGCGAAGAUAACGUCACAGAACAAACCAACCACAUCAUUAUUCCAAGCUAUGCAUCUUGGUUUGACUACAACUGCAUUCACGUGAUUGAACGUCGUGCUCUUCCAGAAUUCUUCAACGGAAAAAACAAGUCCAAGACUCCAGAAAUAUACCUGGCUUACCGCAACUUCAUGAUUGACACCUAUCGCUUAAACCCUCAAGAGUACCUGACCAGCACCGCCUGCAGAAGGAACCUGACUGGAGACGUGUGCGCUGUCAUGAGAGUACAUGCUUUUCUGGAGCAGUGGGGUCUCAUUAACUACCAGGUGGAUCCAGAAAGCCGUCCCAUGGCCAUGGGCCCUCCCCCGACUCCUCACUUCAACGUGCUGGCCGAUACGCCCUCGGGACUUAUGCCGCUCCAUAUCCGCACUCCGCAGGUUCCGGCUGCUCAGCAGAUGCUGAGUUUUCCUGAGAAAAACAAAGAGAAGCCUACUGAUCUGCAGAACUUUGGACUCCGCACAGACAUUUACUCAAAAAAGACUUUAGCCUAGAGUAAAGGUGCAAGUGCUGGAAGAGAAUGGACGGAACAAGAGACAUUGCUGCUAUUAGAAGCUCUGGAGAUGUACAAAGAUGACUGGAACAAAGUCUCGGAGCACGUCGGGAGCCGGACCCAGGACGAGUGCAUUCUGCAUUUUCUGAGGCUCCCGAUCGAAGACCCCUAUUUGGAGAACUCGGACGCGUCCCUGGGCCCGCUGGCUUACCAGCCCGUGCCGUUCAGCCAGUCCGGCAACCCGGUGAUGAGCACCGUUGCUUUUCUGGCGUCGGUGGUGGACCCCCGGGUGGCAUCAGCCGCGGCGAAGGCUGCGUUAGAGGAGUUUUCUCGAGUCAGAGAGGAGGUACCGCUGGAGCUUGUGGAGGCUCAUGUAAAGAAAGUCCAGGAAGCAGCAAGAGCCUCUGGGAAGGUGGAUCCGACGUACGGCCUGGAGAGCAGCUGCAUUGCCGGAACAGGUCCAGACGAGCCGGAGAAGAUCGCUGAAUCUGGUACAGGCUGUUAUAUCACGCCUUUUGGUAAUCAGUUUCCGG